Molecule: messenger RNA, 1512 nt
Organism: Symbiodinium sp. CCMP2456
Lineage: Eukaryota; Dinophyceae; Suessiales; Symbiodiniaceae
Source: the annotation of a GenBank genome assembly
AUGAGCCUUCCUGCAUCACAGAUCUGUGUAAGCAUUGAUGCACAGUUCCACCGCCCUUGGUCUUCUCAUGGUGUGAUGGCAGGUCCGGGCUCAGGUGUCGAAGGGCGGACCAGACCUGGCUUCAAGUGGAAAAGUGCAAGGAAUACAGCACCUUCUGGCAGCGAUGCAGCCAAACCCACGCAGCAGCCUGGCCAAGAGAGUGCAGCAGAAGAGGCCGAGAUGCCACACCUGCUGCCCACUCAGGCUCCGGAAGUCCCAGUUCAGGCUGCUUUUGCCAACGGAGAGAUGGUGGAGAUCAUAGGCUUGCAGGGUGCACUAGACCUGAACGGACGAGUGGGCAUCGUGCGCGAGUUUGAUCCUGCCUCGAGGAGGCACAGAGUGGAGCUUCUUGAAGAAGAUGGAAGUGUGCGACAAGUCCGCGUGAGGCCAACAAACUUGGACUUGCUGAGCGCGGAAGAGUUCAUGCCUUCGCGAGCAUCCAUGCAAGAGCCGCCGAAGAUCAGCAAGGAUCCUGCAAAGCCUGCAACGCUGCGCCCUUCGCAGCCAGUUCGGACGUCCCGUGAAGAGCCAGAAAUGGCUGUGGCGCUUGCGACCGCCGUCAAUCAGUGUGAUCUGUUUCAGGUCCAGGCAUUGCUGCGUGACAGAGCUGACCCGAAUGGCCACUCACAGUCACCCGGCAUGUCGUUGCUGCUCGAAGCUGCUGCAAAGACUGCUGCGCAGAGCCUUGACCUGGCUGCACUCCUGCUGGGAUACAAUGCCGACCCUGAUGCUGUGCUGGAUCGUCCUCGAACCGCCAAGGCGGUCCGGUCAGAGACAGAGGUGGAGACACUUUGCCAAAUCUUUCGCAGCAAAAGCGCGUCCACGGAAGAGGAGCGUACCAUCCUGUCCAAGCUUGAUGCUGGAGCACUGGCACAGGCGCGCCGGCUUCUGAAACUGUCUGGGCCCUUCGCGCUGGGGGGCAUCGCACCUGCAGUCUGUCUCGAAGAAUCCAGCAGCUGCCAAGAGUUGGAGGCCACGAAGGCGCACAGGCUCUUUCUACACUCGGCUGAUGGCUUGCGGCCUGUCCUGGUCAUGCGCCCCUCGGCAGGUCAACCUAGCGCCCUGGUGGUAUUGCUCCAUGGGAACACCUGGUCGGCACGGAUGUUGGAGACGACAGUGCGCCGCCUUUCUGACUCAGUUCCUCACAUGCUGUUUGUGAUGCCCACCGCACCUACACGUGAUGGCUGGAGUGUUGGCCCCGCAUGGUUUGACCACACGCGGUCCGCUCGCAAAGCUGAAGCUCUUGAGGAAUGUCGGUCCGAAAUCCUGGCGCUGCUCAGCUCUCAAGGCCAUGAGUGGGGCAUCACGCCCGAGCGAGUGGUUCUCGCGGGCUUCUCCAUGGGCGGCACGCUGGCAGCCUGGACAGCGUUGCAGGUGCCACGACCCCUUGCCGGACUCUUGCUAUUUGGCACGGAAGGCCUCAGCUUCACAGGAGGCUGGGCGGCUCCGAAGACGCUGGAGGGUCCUGGCUCG